CCCGAUAAUAAUCGGGAAUCCAGAGUCGCGGUCUUGUUUUGUAAUUAUUUGGGAAGUGAAAAAAGUAUAAGUGCCCUUGAAAGGAUCGAUCAAAAUAUUGGUUCAAUUCGGUAGUCACCGUGUCGGUAAUGUGUUUAUAUGUAAGUUUUGAGAGUGCUUGUGACUCUCAACCAGCUUUCCUAGGAUGAAGACUCUCGCAGAAGUGUCGUAUGUGAAUCCUUGUCAAAGGCUGGUGUCGGAUUUGGCUCGGUUUGCAAUACUCGGUGCGACAUGGCGAGAGUGCUCGAACUGAGUGGUUGCUCGUGUUCUGAAUGAGCAGUCAGAAAUGAAAUGCAUAUACAGGAAGGAACAAACACAACUCUGACAACAUGUACCAAAAUGACAGAGGAAGUGGACAGAAGACAUGGCGUGAAUGGUAACAGCAGUAAGGGUACAAACGAGGAUGCUCCAGUGCACAGUUCCGCCCUCGCAGCGACGGGAGGAAGGCUCAAGUUCUUUAAAGAUGGGAAGUUCAUCUUGGAGCUGGUGCGCGGCAGCGGGCGCGAGGGCGAACGUACAGGCUGGGUGUCGGUACCGCGCAAAACGUUUUGGCCGCCCGCCGCCGCGUCGCCCACGCCGCCCGCGCCGCACCCGCCGCCCACCUCGCUCAGCGUGUCCGAUGACAACUCCUCAAUCCAGUCUUCGCCGUGGCAGCGCGACCACUGCUGGAAACAAGCCGCGCCGCGCCGCAACCUCUCCAAAGAGCUAGCUAUGUACUACUGCCGACCCGCUGGCCUGGCCUGCUCGGCUAUCGCCGUCGCCAGUCGCCGUAAGCGCCGUCGCCCCUACGAUACCUCGCACCUCGACCUGUCCAACGGCCUGCGCAGGCCGCUCGCCAACGGUGUCUGCGACAAGAAGCGCAACGGUGACGCGGCUUCGCCCGAAGCCGCCGCCUGCCGCGGCGACGACACCGUCGACGGGCCCUCGACCGACACCAAAACGAAGAAUACGACUGACGACAAGUGGUCGGACUGUGACCGAGAAAAGUACUACCACAUGAAACUCAAGAAACCAUAUCAGUAUCAUAAAUUAAGAGUGUACAAGAAGACGAGAUCCGCCUUCCGACCCAAGGAACUGAACCGCACCAUCGACAAGUUGCGGGAGAGGAUAGCGUCCCUACCGGCGCCGAUAAACGCGAAAUUAGCGAACUGCCGGCAGGAGCACAUGAUGGUUUCACCCCGAAAACGUAUACUUCGCGAACUGGAGCGAGUGAGCCUCGAAGAUCAAGGAAUGAAGAGACGAGCCAAGACUGUGCCCGCGCUGAGCACGGCGUCGUAUCCUCCGUCGCCGGGCCCCAGUCACGCCCCCAAAGCGCCCUCCGAGGUGCCCGCCAGGUCGCAGAACGGCUCGGCCCGCAAAGACCCGCCCGUGACGAAAAACGUGAGCAGCUACAGCAUACACUCGCUCCUGUCCAUGCCCGACGAGAGCUCCGCGCGCCGAUCGCCGGAAGCGAAGCGCUCGCCGCACUCGUACCCGCCCUCGCUGAAGACCGAGUCGCCGUCGAGCGUGCACUCGCCCGACUUGAGCCCGAGCCCCGACGGCUACCGGUACCGGUACUCGGCGCUGACGCUGGGCUCCCCCGGGCACGGCGUGGCGCGCGACUCGCCCACGCCGCCGUCGGAGCUGGCGCGCCUCCGCGCGGCGUACGCGCCCGCGGCCGCGCCGGCGCCGCCGCCCUUCGCGCGCCAGUGGAGCGCGGGCCCCGCGCCCCCGCCCCCGCCCUACCGCGGCUCGCCCCAGCGCGACGACUGGCGCGACGUGCCCGUGUACGGCUACCCGUACGUGGCUCCGCUGUACCGCGCGCCGGCGCCGCCGCCGCUCUGGAUGCACUACGCGAUGGCCCCGGGCGCGCCGCCGGGGCCCUGGGCGCCGCUCGCGCACCCGCUGCUCACCGACCACAUACCCAAGGACGAGCCCACUUCGGAUUUGCCAUUGAACUUGUCGAAGCACUGAGGAGGACGAUUGGCGCUGGCGCGAGUCUGACGCAUGAGACUGAACACACAAACGAAGCUUGUUGUUAGAUCGGAAUUAUGCAUUUGUGCGUUGCAUGUAAAGGGCGAUCAAGGACUUUAGAUCGAUGUAUUUGUUAUAUAUUUUUAACAUUUUAUACGAUAUUCGCGGAGCAAGUUCGAACAGUAAACUGUGGUAUUUCGUCGUCAACAAACUGUCCUAUCUACAUUCCAUUAUCGCACUAACGAUCGACGCGUAGAAAUCAAGAAAACUUCAUCCCACCUAUUCCGAUUGGUGACCGCCGCGUCGCGUUUCUUCUUAAAUUGCAAUACGGUUACUGUAACAAAUGUAUUUAGAAUGCCAGAAAUAUUUUUGUAUAAAUUAUGGUUUUCCAAUAAAGUCCUUUGGAAAUCUAUUUACAAAUUAAUGUAUAUUUAAUACAAUGAAAUACUAUAUUUUAGAUCUAUGUAUGCAGAGUUCUGUGUGUAUUUUCAUACUAAAUAUUUGUACUGCAAGUUAAAUAUUUUAAUAUUGGCUAUUAUUUUAGGCUAAGAUGCUAGGAUGACCUAACUAAACAAAAACAGUUAACAUUGUUUAAUAAAUCAGUGCCUUGAUACGAGAAGAUAUGGACAUAUUUAUUAAAAUUGAUACAUAACUAUUAGACAAUUCUGGGCUUUUCCAAUCUACAUUAUUAAAUACCUAUUUUCGUAUAUGUUGAAACUGUAGUACAGUUAAAUUUUUUCCACUUACACACACAGUUGUAACAUUGAAUUCCUAUUUCUCAUUCAUUGCAAAAUUCCAUGUUGUUUAUGUUCGAUCUCAUUAUUUAAUGUAGAAAAUAAAACGAGGUAAAGACUACAGUUUUGGGAUCAAAUUUGGAUGUGUGUUUAUGUAACAUGUAUAUUAUUAUAAGAGACAUUGUAUAUAAUUUGUGAAUGGUGUAUUAUUGAAGGAAGGACGGGCGUAGAUUUUAUCAGAGCAUUAACCGCUUACGAUUUAUCGGUAAGAGUUUAUUACCUUCAAAUAAUUAUUUUAAUUGUACAGUAUUUUUGUAAUGAGUAUUUUAUGAAUGAUUAUACUACGAUGUUCGGAGUCUUGUCGAGUGGUUUUGGUGGAAUAUGUCGCGUGGGCACGUCGCACACCGUUCGCAUAAGAAUGCCCACGAGUCGCGUCAUUUCGUGACCCAAUUUUGAGCGAGUUCGCGGUCCGCGCGAUACGGCAUUUGAGAUUAAACAUAGACGUAGUUUACUGCAAUUUUAGUUGAAGUAUGGAGUUAUGUAAUAUAAGGACAGUAAAGGAACGGUAAGGGACUGACUUCUGAUGUAAUAUUAUCAUUAAUGGAAUUGUAUAAAAUAAACAUGUAAUCGGAGGCCUACUGUAACAAAUGUAUUGUCCGCCAACAAAGUUGACUUUAGUGUGUAAAUGUAGCUGUAAUAGAUCCUGCUCAAUUUAAUUCUGAGUACAGUUAGGAAAAACGUUAGGAAAUUGUUGAGUUGGGAGGAAACUGUAUUUAGGAUUUUUUUCUUUUGAGUAUGUGCUGCCCACCAAAAGAGACUCAUCUAUGGGUAACAUAUACUUGAAUGCUAUUUAUUUAAAAAUAUGUAAAGCUUAGUGCAUGUGAAAUGUAAAAGUGUGCAUGGAUCUAGCAUUUAGACACAAGAAAUUACAUUGAAGUAUCAGCUUAUGAAUAUGAUAUUACACAAGGUAACUGAACACAUAUUUUUGUUUCCACAUGCUUCAGAAAAAUAAAGGUUGUUAAUGUGAGCUUGUUUAUCCAAAGCACUAUGACAUUGUGUGUAUGAUCUAAAGCAAAGCAUUUAGUGGGUAUAAGUUCUCCUUUCUUAAGUAAAAGAACAAUCAAGUACAUUAGAGUGCCAUUGAAAACGCUACAGUUUAUGCUUAUUAAGUAUGUAAGUACUUUUGUAGGAAAUACAGAUUCCUCCCGACUGCAACUAUUUUAAACGCUGUUAUGAAGUUAUUCACAUCAUGUAAACACUAAUCGAAGUAUAUGAUAACGCUUUCGAAUAGUGAUGCGUGACGACACACGUGUCUUAUCCACUUGAAACAAUAUUUAUCAUGCGGAGAAAUAGUUAUUAUCCAUUAUAUUAAGAUGUAGUUAUGUA
Messenger RNA from Hyposmocoma kahamanoa, 4112 nucleotides. RefSeq lists its product as uncharacterized. The record is from RefSeq and is a predicted model, not a curated record. Lineage: Eukaryota; Metazoa; Arthropoda; Insecta; Lepidoptera; Cosmopterigidae. The coding region runs from base 331 to 1992 and encodes 553 amino acids. The transcript has 3 exons.